Messenger RNA from Strongylus vulgaris, 479 nucleotides. The record is from the annotation of a GenBank genome assembly. NCBI's taxonomy places the organism in Eukaryota, Metazoa, Nematoda, Chromadorea, Rhabditida, Strongylidae.
AUGCUGCCCUCCCUAUACAGCCAAAUAUUUUCGACGUACGACAAAACCGUCGGUAUGGGUUAUCGUAUCGACCUUGUUUUCAACAUGAUUCGUGUUGGAUUGUUUUUCCUUGACCACACGCUCAUCAACCAAAAUAUCACAAAAGCCAAGGAGCUAAUGGAACAGGGUGGUGACUGGGAACGUAAAAAUCGACUGCGCUCCUAUGAAGCUCUGUAUAAGAUGUCUGUACGAGACUUCGCUGGUGCUGCCACACUUUAUCUCGAAGCGGUACCCACCUUCGGUUCAUACGAGUUGAUGACUUAUGAAAACCUUGUAUUCUACACAGUUGUUACUUCCCUAUUUGGUCAGCUACGAUUUUUUCUUACUCGUUUAUACAGCUUAUCUUUUUGCGCCGUUCAGCUCUUGACCGUCCGGAUCUUCGCACCAAGGUCAUCAAAUGUAACGAGAUCCAAGAACAGGUGGUUAUUGCACUCUUAAAG